GAUUGAGGUUGUUCGCACCCAAUCAUUUCAUUUCCAGCAAAUAACGAACGAACGAUGAUGAUGAUCUGAGUUAACCUCGUUUGUCUGUCGGAGCUCAUCAAUGAAAGAAAAAAACAAUCACAAUUACAAGAAAGUAACGAUUUUUCGAAAUGGGUCUGUCGAAUGAGAAUGUAACAGGUCUCAUUUUAGCGUUGGCUUCAAGUUUGUUUAUUGGUUCAAGUUUCAUUAUCAAGAAACAAGGUCUUCGAAGAGCAGCUUCUACUUAUGGUGUUAGGGCUGGUGUUGGUGGUUAUUAUUAUCUAUUGGAACCUCUAUGGUGGGUAGGGAUGAUCACAAUGAUUGUAGGAGAAGUUGCAAAUUUUAUUGCAUAUGCUUUUGCUCCUGCUGUUCUAGUUACCCCUCUCGGUGCAUUAAGUAUUAUUGUGAGUGCUGUUUUAGCCGACCUUAUUCUGAAAGAGAGGCUACACAAGCUUGGGAUAUUAGGCAUUGUGAUGUGCAUUGCUGGUUCUAUCAUUAUUGUUAUUCACGCUCCUAAAGAGGAACCUAUCACAUCUGUUCUGGAGAUAUGGAAUAUGGCUACUCAACCAGCAUUUCUAGCAUAUGUCGGGUCUGUAGUAGUACUGGUCUUCUUUAUGGUUUUCCAUUUUGCACCAACAUGUGGACAUACCAAUGUCCUAGUUUAUACAGGCAUUUGUUCGUUGAUGGGUUCCCUCUCUGUAAUGAGUGUCAAAGCACUUGGAACUUCUUUGAAGUUAACUUUUGAAGGGAACAAUCAGUUAGUUUAUCCACAGACUUGGUUUUUCAUGUUAGUUGUGGCCAUAUGUGUCGUAAUGCAAAUGAAUUAUCUUAAUAAGGCGCUUGACACCUUCAACACGGCAAUCGUGUCUCCUAUAUACUAUGUCAUGUUUACAACACUUACAAUAUUGGCCAGUAUAAUAAUGUUCAAGGAUUGGGAUGGCCAAAGUUUUUCAACUAUUAUGUCAGAAAUAUGUGGCUUUAUUGUUGUACUCUCUGGCACAAUAAUGUUACAUCUGACCAAGGACUUCGAGAGAAGCCAUUCUUUUAGAGGUGGCGGCUUGCCUUCUUCGCCUACAUUAUCUGUCCGGCUUUAUACCGGAAAUGGGGACUCGUUACUUAAGGAUGAUGAAGAGAACGAAUCUCCUGAGGAUAUGUUCUCAAGAAGACAAGAUUUAUGUUAGAUGGUUUUAUAUGACAUAAAAAAGGUCUUAAUUAGGGGAAGUUGAACCUUUCUCUGGGAAACUGAAUGAGAAUCCCAUCAGAUUGAUACCAAUACCAUGCAGCUGCAGGUAGUAAUGUAACCAUAGAACGAUGGGAGGUUUCCGAAGCUAUUCUUUCAUGGAUUUAAUUGAUAUGCACUAACAAUGUAAAUAUUUUUUACUCUGUCAAUCAAUCAUAACCAUUGGAUCAAUAAAAAUAUUUGACUUCAAUCAUACAUACCUUAAAAGUCAUACAAAUGAUGGUUUGUGAUUGGUUAAUAGUGUAAAAAGUUUACAUCGACGGUGUAUUAAAAUUAAUCUCUUUCUUUUAUCAACCUAAAUUUUAGUCUGAAUUUUGCAAGGUGCAUAGUGUACAGUGUGUCCUCAGUUGCUUUGCUUGUGUUAGAGAAGGUCAUUGGAUUGAUAUUAGUACUAUCUGCAUAUAUACAUUUUUUUUAGAUUGAGAUUAGUUUUCUUUUUGAGGCUAUUUUUACAUGAAUGAAGAAAUGGAGGAUAGAGAUUAGUAUGUUAGAACCGUAUACAUAUGGUGGUUUUGUAUUGGCUUUUAUAAUAUUUAUGGUUUUGCAAUUUGGCUUAGCAUACAAGAUUCAUUUGUGGUUUGUAAGUAGACAUAUGUAACAGGAAACUAACUAAGAAAUUUCUCUGUUUAGAAUUGUAGUUUCCUAUGAGUAUAAGAAAUAUAUUCUCAUUUGUAAACAUGUUCUAGUUCUUACAUGCUCAAAAAUCCUAUAGUUUUUGAAGAACAAUGAUAAUUGUACAUUCAGCACAAGUAGAUGUAAGGAACAAUAAAAGGGACCUUCAAAGCUUUAA
Medicago truncatula (barrel medic) is the source of this 2048-nucleotide messenger RNA. RefSeq names its product probable magnesium transporter NIPA6. Gene Ontology annotation, cellular component: membrane. The transcript has 9 exons. The record is from RefSeq and is a predicted model, not a curated record. Lineage: Eukaryota; Viridiplantae; Streptophyta; Magnoliopsida; Fabales; Fabaceae. Gene Ontology annotation, biological process: magnesium ion transport. The coding region runs from base 150 to 1199 and encodes 349 amino acids. Gene Ontology annotation, molecular function: magnesium ion transmembrane transporter activity.